This is a messenger RNA of Trametes versicolor FP-101664 SS1, 816 nucleotides long. RefSeq lists its product as uncharacterized. The record is from RefSeq and is a predicted model, not a curated record. The transcript is spliced from 3 exons. The annotation marks the transcript as partial. Lineage: Eukaryota; Fungi; Basidiomycota; Agaricomycetes; Polyporales; Polyporaceae.
GCUGCUGCUCUCUGCUGGUCUAGCUUUUCCGAUACAUGCAUCCCCUCUCUGAAUACUCGCUUCCUCCUACAGCGCUGCCUACUAGCUACCAGUCUUCUGAGCGCGUCCUCUCAGUCUCGUCUCCCCCCUCCGAGUGUGGCGACGCCAUCCAUGACAGAGACAAAUUUCUGGGAUGCCCACGCUGUGUUAUCUGUGGAGAGCAAUCUUCGGCUAUUCUAAUCGUUAAGGAGUCUCAGGAAGACUUCUGGUCUGAACUCAAACGUCGCAACUGGAUCCCUUCGAAUGCCAAGCAGAAUCUCGCACACGACCCGCGCAACGGCCUCGUGCUGUGUUCAAACCAUUCCAUUAUGUUCGACGUCAACCGCUUUUUCAUUCGGUUUAUCCCCAACAGCAAGAACAACGGACAACGCGGACAACCCCGACCUGGUACUUUACCACGGCAAGGCGCUCGCGCUCGACCACGCACAUCCACACGCGCCGUUCCCGGCGCUCUUCCUCCUCCACGAGAUGCGUGUGCGCGAGUACAACCCUGUCAAUGCUGCCGCGUUGGACAUACCGGACAACAUCCCCUGGCAGGACUGGCUCGCCGAAUAUGGCGCCCUGCGGUCGGGCGAAGGGGAGGAACUCUUCAACCGCGAUUUUCCCCCGCCUCGAUCGACAGGCACACGGACGACGAGGGGCCGGCCCAUGAAGAAGUUGCCAUUUCCAGCCGGGGAUACGCUAGCAGAAAUCGUGGCGGCGACGUGCGCGAUGUAGUCGUGUCGCGCGUGUCAGCAGGAGGGCCUGAGCUGGGACGGCACGGCGGAGGAGAAUACA